This is a messenger RNA of Pungitius pungitius (ninespine stickleback), 4133 nucleotides long. Its product is annotated as polycomb protein suz12-B-like. The record is from RefSeq and is a predicted model, not a curated record. Lineage: Eukaryota; Metazoa; Chordata; Actinopteri; Perciformes; Gasterosteidae. Gene Ontology annotation, cellular component: ESC/E(Z) complex; RSC-type complex; nucleus. Gene Ontology annotation, molecular function: chromatin DNA binding. The transcript is spliced from 16 exons. Bases 616 to 2880 code for a protein of 754 amino acids.
AUACUGACCGGAUGAGCGCUAGGAUACUUUUUGUUGCUUUCCUGUGCCGCCGAGCCAACUUGCCGACGGGCGCUAUGCGAGAUCUAACGCGAAUUUAAGUGAAAUGAUGGCAUCAAACCAGCAGAAAACAUGCGUUUUUGCCUUGUUUAAUCGGUUCUCGCGUGACAGCAGCUCCCCAGCUCUGGAUUAGUUAAGCCAAGAGCGCCGGACAAUGCGACCCAGUUAGCCGGGGCUAGUUGCUAACUGGCUAAGGAAGUUAGCCGGUUAGCUAGCGAGCCGCGUCAGCUUGCCGUAGGCUGAUUUCUCGUUUCGCGCAUUUCCAGCCUGUUCGCCGACCUCUGUCACCGUUUAACCGGCUAGUUGAGCACAGCCGUUGGACUGCGACGCGCAGCUUCACCGGUGUCGAACAGAGAAAGGACUGAAACAUACACACGUCGCUUUUAAAAUGGAGCGCGAGCGGGGUUUGGCAUAAACGGCAGCUUUUCCCCUGCAAACACCGCUCUUUUGUUUUGACAAAGGAAGCGGAGUUUCUUUCUUUUUCUUUUUUUAAACCACCGGUUCACAUCUGCCGGUGGGCCGGAUUCUUUCAUCCUUUUGUUUCGUUUAGUUGCGACAAUGGCUCCACAGAAGCAGGGCUCCUCGGGUGGAAGCCACCCGGCGGGUUCUGGUUCUGGAGGUAAAGCCAACGGGUUCUACCAGUCCUCCUCCUCCUCCUCCUCUUCCUCCUCCUCUGCGAUGGCUGUAGCCAAGAAGCCCAACAUGCAACUCAUCCAAGCCGACCACGAGCUGUUCCUGCAGGCCUUCGAGAAGCCCACUCAGAUCUACAGGUUCCUCCGUACCAGGAACCUGAUCGCUCCCAUCUUCUUGCACAGGACUCUCACCUACAUGUCCCACAGAAACUCCAGGAAUAACCUCAAGAGGAAAAGCUCGCAGGUCGACAAUCUGUUGUUCAAGGUGGAGAAGAUGAGAGGAGAACAGGAGACUCACAGCUUGGCCUCUAAUCUGCAGCUCACCUUUACUGGCUUCUUUCAUAAAGCUGGGAAGCCGUCUCAGGACAGUGAGAACGAGCAGAACUCUGUUUCCCUGGAGGUGCUGCUGGUCAAAGUCUGUCACAAGAAGAGGAAGGACGUGAGCUGUCCCGUGAAGCAGGUCCCGACCGGGAAGAAGCAGGUUCCCCUGAACCCGGACCCAGGAGUCCAGGCCAAGCCGGGCUCCUCCCCCUCCCUGCUGGUUCCCAGCAGCGAGUUUGAGCCCAGCAACUCCCACAUGGUGAAGUCCUACUCGCUGCUCUUCAGGGUGUCGAGGUCCGGCUGCCCCCGGCCUCCCAUCAACGGCCUGGUCAACGGAGAGAACCACCACAGCAGGGGUCUGGAUUUCACAGAGGAAGUGGUGAACAGGAAGAGGCGGAGCUCUUCUCUCAGGGAGGAAGGAGAAAGCAUGUUUGUGGCCCAGAUGACGGUCUUUGACAAAAACAGACGUCUGCAGCUGCUGGACGGGGAGUACGAGGUGUCUAUGCAAGAGAUGGAGGAGUGUCCAGUCACCAAGAAGAGGGCGACGUGGGAAACCAUCCUGGAUGGAAAGCGCCUGCCUCCCUUUGAGAGCUUCUCUCAGGGUCCCACCCUGCAGUUCACGCUGCGCUGGACCGGAGACUCGUCCGACCGCUCCACGGCGCCGGUGGCCAAACCUCUGGCCACCCGCAACGCCGAGACCAACCAGGACCCCCGGCCCAGCGCCCUGAGGGCCGCGCCCACGCCGGCUGUUAAAGAAUUGGUCAGCGCGGAUGUGACGACCAGAAGAGAGCUCGUCUCAGCCGCGCCGCGCCAGAAGCUCCGCAUCUUCUACCAGUUUCAGUACAACAGCAACACGCAGCAGCAGACGGAGGCCAGAGACGACCUCCACUGUCCCUGGUGCACCCUCAACUGCAGGAAGCUCUACAGUCUGAUCAAACACCUCAAGCUGUCCCACUCCCGCUUCCUCUUCACCUACGUGCCCCACCCCAAAGGAGCGAAGAUCGAGGUCUCCAUCAACGAGUGCUACGACGGCUCGUACGCAGGAAACCCUCAGGACAUCCACGGCCAGCCGGGCUUCGCCUUCAGCAGGAACGGGCCGGUCAAGAGGACGGCCGUCACCCACGUGGUGGUCUGCAGACCGAAGAGGACCAAGGCGAGUCUGUCCGAGUUCCUGGAGCCAGAGGACGGGGACCAGGAGCAGCCAAUCAUCAGCGGCCACAACCGCCUCUACUUCCACAGCGACAGCUGCGUCCCGCUGCGUCCUCAGGAGAUGGAGAUGGACAGCGAGGACGAGCGGGACCCCGACUGGCUCAAAGAGAAGACCGCCAUGCAAAUCGAGGACUUCACCGACGUCAACGAGGGCGAGAAGGAGAUCAUGAAGCUGUGGAACCUCCACGUCAUGAAGCACGGCUUCAUAGCGGACAACCAGAUGAACGAGUCCUGCCUGCGGUUCGCCGAUCACCACGGGGUCCACAUCGUCAGGAACGACCUCUGCCGCAACUUCCUGCUGCACCUGAUCAGCAUGCACGACUUCAACCUGGUCACCACGCAGACCAUCGACCAGGCCAUGGCCCGCCUGCGCCUCCUGCAGAGCCAGCGCGCUCACAAGCAGAAGGAGGAGGAGGAAGAUGAGGAGGAGGACGACUGGGAGACGGCUGUAGAGUCCCAACCAGACCUGGACCCGGAUCUGGAGGAUCCACUGCGUCAGGAGGAGAAGACCAACGGCUGUGUGCAGAACGGGAACCAGGAGGAGAAGAUGGAAGAGCAGCAGGAGAGAGGAGAAGGAGGAGGAGGAGGAGGAGCUGCGACGGAAAGGACGACCGGCAAGCGGAGACCUUCCGGCUGCGACUCAGAGAGUGAAGAUAAAUGACAGACAGGUUCGUGCAGGGAUUCAGGAGCCGUUUCAUUAUUCCAUUACCGGGGGAGAAGAGUUGUAACCCGCCAUCGCAUCGUCUCCUCUACGAACCCACCGGGCUUAACAAAGACUGGACCGCCGAGGAAGCUCAACCGAUCCGGAUCAGUUGACGGGUCGAAUUCUCUCUUCAGCCAACUGUAAAUUUUACUCGUCGUCCUCAGUGUGAAGAACCAUUCGGCUCCUGCUGCACCAAAGGCUUCUACUUUGUUACCGUCAUGGGUCCAAGUGUCUCGUGGUCUCUGGGGGACUGAUCUGGUCCGUGGACACAGGUUAUGACUCGAGAUGUACACGGGUCUCUGUGUCUGAUGGUGUCCAGGAUUCUCAUCUGGUCUCCUGGACAUCAGAGGUCUGAUGAUGUGUCUCGCUGUCCAGCUGGGUCCCGAUGAGCUCACCUGGUCUCUGGGUGUCUGAUUAAGGGCCUUGGACUCUUACUCGUUCUCUGGGCGUCUCACCUGGUUUCUAAUCAGGUCUUCAGGUCUUUAACAAGGUCUCCAGGUCUCUGAGUCCAGAAGUCUGAUAUUCUCCAUCUGUUCACGAUAUAUAGAUCUAUACAUAUAUAGAUCUAUAAACAUGUAGAUCUAUAUACACGUAUCAAUAUCUCUGGAUGAGACCGUCUCUCUGGUGCUAGAUCUUUGUUUUUAUUGCUGUUGUCUCUCAGCGACCUCCACUGCCAGCUCUCACACUCAAACACCACUUCUUGCUCCGCCUCCUUUUUCUAAAACCCACCAAUCAAAUCCAGGACUGCUUUUGUUAAGACAACAAACUUGUUUUUAGGUUGUUUUUUUUGGUGAAACUUUUGUAAAUCUAUUUCAGUCCUCACAAAUAUAUGGCGUGUUUUUUGCGUAGUCAAUCGACGGGAUUAUCGGUCCCCCUUUUGGGUUUUUAAUCCUGAAGCCUUUUAUUUCAGGUCAUUAUGACUCGAAUCUUCUUUUUCGGGCUGGCGUCCCGCACAAAAGGCUGCCGAAUAAUUGAUGAAAGAAUAAAAAUGGAAUGAAAUAUCUGCAGCCACGCUCAGCGUUUGUUUUCUCCCCAGCUGGUGUGUCAGUGAACAUGUGACUCUAAAACCAAUACAUUCGUUUUUGAAUACGAUUGUUCAGGAAGCCUGAACGCAUCACGGGAGGUUUUUUGUAGUUUACACACCAAAGGAGAUGACGUUUGCUGCAGAUUUCUCUGCCCUUUGUUUCGUGUCUCCUGUGAACAUUUUUUUC